AUGGAGUUUGCGGUGGAGGAAAUCAAUCGUAACAGCACCCUGCUACCAGGAGUGAAGCUGGGCUACCGUAUACUUGAUAGCUGUUCCCAUUCCCACUGGGCUCUGCAAGCUGCACUGUCACUGAUCAGUGGAGACGCACACAGCUGCAAUUUAACAGCCUCUACGUCUCGUGGUCAGCCUGUUUCUUUGCUCAUUGGUGCCGCCUCGUCAACAACAACCCUAAUUCUGUCCAGGAUCCUGGGGCCUCUCUCUGUGCCUCUUAUCAGCUACUUGGCAAGCUGCCCCUGUCUUAGUGACAGGCUUAAGUUUCCCAACGUCUUCAGAACAAUCCCCAGUGAUUUAUACCAAGCCCGGGCCAUGGCACGACUGGCCAUACGCUUCCACUGGACUUGGAUGGGAGCAGUGGUUGUAAACAAUGAUUAUGGUCAUUUGGCGAUACAGACAUUUCAGAAAGAGACUGAGGGGAAAGGGGUGUGUUUGGAUUUCAUUGAAACUGUCCGCAGAGAAACUAUUGUGAGUGAUGCCAGACGUGCAGCCCUCACAAUUCAAGCUUCGACUGCGAGGGUGAUUCUGAUCUUCUGCUGGUAUACAGAUGUAAAGAAAGUAUUUCUGGAACUGGCCAAGUUAAAUGUGACUGACAGACAGUUUCUGGCCAGUGAGGCUUGGAGCACCAGUGAUGAUCUUCUCCGAGAUCUUGCCAUCUCUAAAGUGGCAAGAGGUGUUCUCGGUGUGGCCAUUCGAAGUUCAUUAAUACCCGGAUUUGAAAAUUAUCUCAGAAGUUUGCACCCAAAUCGUCGUCCUGACGAUGAAUUCUUACAAGAAUUCUGGGAAAAGAAGUUUGGAUGCAGACCUGGAGCUACACAAUCGCAUGCAUCCAGUCAGAAAGCUUCACUACCACCCUGCAGUGGGACAGAGUCCCUGGAGGGAGUGCAGAAUCACUUCACUGAUACCUCUCAGCUCAGGGUGGCAUAUAAUGUCUACCUUGCUGUAUAUGCUGCAGCCCACGCCCUCCACAGCCUGCUCUCCUGCCCUGACAGAGACAGCUCACCUGGAAACAACAGCUCCACCUGCUCUUCUCCAAAACACAUCAAACCCAUAGAGCUGUUGCAGCACUUGAACAAAGUGAACGUCACCACACCACAAGGGGAAAGGUUUUAUUUCCAAGGUGCUGACAUUCCAGCAAAGUACGACCUUGUCAACUGGCAGAACACCCCUGAGGGGUCACUGAAACUUGUUUUGAUUGGUCGUGUUGACGGGUUUGACCUCCACCUUAACCAGUCAGCUAUUCAGUGGAACACAGGAUCCAAUCAGGUGCCUGUUUCAGUGUGCAGUGAGCGUUGCCCCCCAGGUACCCGACUGGCUAACAGGAAAGGAGAACCUCUCUGCUGCUUUGACUGUAUCCCAUGUGCUGAGGGAGAGAUUAGCAAUAAAACUGGUUCCCUUCACUGUGAGCGUUGUCCAUCUGAGUUUUGGUCCAAUGUAGAACGAACUGCUUGCAUUCCUCGCCAGCUGGACUUCCUUUCCUUUGAUGAAACCUUGGGCAUUACCCUGACUACUGUAGCUGUGUCUGGUGUCGCUGUGACAACAGCUGUGUUUGUAGUUUUUAUUUACUACCGUCAAACACCUAUGGUGCGAGCCACCAAUUCAGAACUGAGCUUCCUGCUUCUCCUGUCGCUGAAGCUCUGCUUCCUGUGCUCUCUGGUGUUCAUUGGUCGUCCAUCAGUCUGGUCUUGUCGGUUCCAGCAGGCAGCAUUUGGGAUCAGCUUUGUACUUUGUGUUUCCUGCCUCCUGGUCAAAACCCUAGUGGUUCUUGCUGUUUUCCGCUCAGCUCGGCCUGGUGCUGGAGCCUUGAUCAAGUGGUUUGGUCCAGGCCAACAAAGAGGAAGUGUCUGCCUCUUUACAUCUAUACAGAUUAUCAUCUGUGCCACAUGGCUGUCUCUCAGUCCCCCUGUGCCUAAACGUAAUCUGGGUUUCCAAGGGUCAAAGGUCACCCUGGAGUGUGCCAUGGCUUCUGUGGUGGGCUUCUCUCUGGUCUUGGGCUACAUCGGUCUGCUGGCCUGCACCUGUCUCCUUUUGGCCUUUCUUGCUCGGAAACUCCCCGACAACUUCAAUGAGGCCAAACUGAUCACCUUCAGCAUGCUGAUCUUCUGUGCUGUCUGGAUAGCUUUUGUUCCUGCUUACGUUAGCUCUCCUGGGAAAUAUGUUGUCGCUGUGGAGAUUUUUGCAAUCCUGGCUUCUAGCUUUGGUUUACUGCUCUGUAUUUUUGCCCCCAAAUGUUUCAUCAUUCUUUUGAGGCCAGAAAAAAACACUAAGAAACACCUGAUGGCAAGAUAAUUUAUGGACAUUUAUUUAAAAAUUCUGGUACAGGAUAUAAAUCAUCCACACCAAACACUGCAGCUACAACAAGAAAACAAGAAAACAAAUAAUACCAUAGCAUACAUGUUUAACAUAAAACUAUGUGUCAUAGAUAACAUAGAUACAUUUACAAUGUCAUUUUAGUUAAUCAAAUAUGACCAAUAUUCACAGUCAUUGUUUUGUUCCUCUUAGAUUUCCUUCAAUUUGCAUGCAUUUAUUAUAUUCAUUCAGUAUUGUAUCAUGGAGAUAAAAAAGUUAGGUUUUGUUUUCCCUGAGAGAAACACUAAGAAACACUUGAUAGUAAGGUAGUUUUUCU
Messenger RNA from Cottoperca gobio, 2671 nucleotides. RefSeq names its product extracellular calcium-sensing receptor-like. Gene Ontology annotation, biological process: G protein-coupled receptor signaling pathway. Gene Ontology annotation, molecular function: G protein-coupled receptor activity. Lineage: Eukaryota; Metazoa; Chordata; Actinopteri; Perciformes; Bovichtidae. The record is from RefSeq and is a predicted model, not a curated record. Gene Ontology annotation, cellular component: plasma membrane. The transcript is spliced from 11 exons. Bases 1 to 2334 code for a protein of 777 amino acids.